UAUAUCACACCUACACUCUCAUUCUCUCUCUACUCUCCUCUGUUUCUACUCUCUCAUCUCUAUUCCUCUCUAUCUAGGGUUUUGAUUGCACGAGAGAGAAGGGGAAGACGAUAAGGACGAUGAUUGCUCCGAUGAAGAUUCCGAUCACUGCGAGUUUCAGUUCCAAUUCCAGUUUCGAUUCCAAUUCCAAUACCAAUUCGAAUAAUAAAGAUAAAAGCUCCAAACUCACCGAAAAGAACUUCGAUUUGGAGGAUAUCCUAAAGAAUGAGUAUGUUCGAAUCAAGUCCUAUACUGAUCAAACAGUUGUCCUACAAAAUUGGAAGAAAGUCCAACAAUCUAUCAAGGAAGGUAUAUCUGAAGAAUCUCUCUAUCUACUCAUGUCUAUGGCUUGUCAUUUGCCGAACCCUAAAGAUGGUUUGCCAUUAAUGGCUGACUAUUUUCCUAAUUCCACUCUUUCUUCCCAAACAAAGCUCCGAUCGACCAAUCUCAUAAGGAAGGUACAGGUAGCAUGCCACCUCCAAGGACAUAGCUUGGGAGGCUAGAGGCGGACAUACU
Messenger RNA from Camellia sinensis, 555 nucleotides. The record is from RefSeq and is a predicted model, not a curated record. Lineage: Eukaryota; Viridiplantae; Streptophyta; Magnoliopsida; Ericales; Theaceae.